Messenger RNA from Marchantia polymorpha subsp. ruderalis, 3497 nucleotides. The record is from the annotation of a GenBank genome assembly. Lineage: Eukaryota; Viridiplantae; Streptophyta; Marchantiopsida; Marchantiales; Marchantiaceae.
GCGGGGCUGGGCUGGGCUGGGCCAGGCGAGGCUGGCUCGGCAGCUUGAUGAGUACUCUUUGCGUACCCACUCGCUUGUUGUGUAUUGCGAGCAGUUUUCCGAACAUUCGUCAUGUGAGCGCAGCAGCAGCAGCAGCAGCAGUGGUGGUGGUGGUGGUGGUAAGAGCCGAGAGCAGUGAGGAAGGAGGCAGCACGCUGGGAGACACGGGACGGGGAAAGGCGAGUGGGAAGGCAGGUAGCGGAGGGAAGCAGACAGGCAGGCAGGGAGAGAGAGACACACUUACACGCAGGCAGGCAGGCAGGCGGACGACGAGCCGCACGGAAGUGUGGACUGGCAUCACUCGCUACUCAUAAGCGCGACCGCGAGAGAGUGGGCAGGAUUAGCGAAGCAAGAGAACAGUGUGACGACCAUACAGCAGCAGCGCAGGCGUAAUUCAGCGUAGAGGAGGGAGGAGAGGACGAGGAGCAAGAGCAGAAGAAGCAGCAGGAGCAGCAGCAGGACCAACCGAGCUCGUGCGCGCGCGCGGAGCACUCACCUCGGUAGAGAAUGCGAUGAGACGGGAUUCGGGUCAUCGUGCGUGAUUGUCGAGAAGCCGGAGCUCGCAUUCUGCAUAGUGGCGGAGGCCGUGCCAACGUUCGGCUUCGCAUGUCGCGAAGCUGGAGGUGAGAGGAUUGGUCGGAUUUGGCCCUGCACAAUCGGUUCUUUGAUUGAUUGCUGUCCCUCGGCCGCAGCUGCUGCUUGCGCCUGAACUUGUGGGUGGGUGUUCCUUAUCCGGCCCGUAGGAAGGACCGACUCGGGACACAGCAGUGGCAUAGAGGGUUUCAGAGUGUGGCUGUGAGUGAAGUGAUCGUGGAGGACGGAAGAGUAGGCACCACGGCGAGGGCUCCUCCAGAAGAGGUAGAUAGGGCAGGAGCUAUGAGAGGCGGUGAUGGUGUCGGAGUGAGCGCUCUAGAAUCACAGUUUGUGCAUUCCGCGAAGGAGCCCGAUCAGCAAAGGCGUCCCGUCAGGCGCCCCACCAGGCGUGAGAGGCAAUCGAGCAGCAGUAAUCAGAAUGGGAGGACCAGAGGAGCAGGCCGCAAUGGAGUUAUACGUAAUGGAUACUCGCAUGGCGCGAGAGGUGUCACUCUGUCAGCUACGUCCGCUGCGGUUUCGGUUCCUGAUCGCAGUCCCAAGAGAUUGCAAAGUGAUACUAGGAGCGCCAUGGCUAAUGGCUUGGAUCACGAGGUGGGAUCCGCGAACGUCCGCGAGGAAGAGCAGCGGGAAGCUUCUCCCAGCGAAAGAGCAGGAGAGCAUAUUCAUGAUGAACUUGGACAACUUUGUCUGACGAGGAUCGAACAAGAGCAGGAUCAGCAGCCCGAGAGAGAGAGGUUAGGAGAGUACUUCCCUUGGAUACACGACGAGCUAGGUCAGUUGUGCCUCACCAGGAUUUCUCGGUCGAAAAUUUAUCAGGUGGCGACUGUAUGCAAGAAGUGGAAGAACUUUCUACUGGGCCCUGAGCUUUACAAAGCUCGUCGAGCUCUUGCAGUGAAAGAGGAUUGGGUAUUUAUUUUAGGGGUGAAUGUGGAUAAGAAUUGGAGCGCCUUCAGGCCUACUCUUAACGACUGGAUAGUUAUUCCUCCUUGCCCUAGUGACUACGUCUUCGAUUCUUGCGAUAAGGAGAGCACAGUAGCUGGAUUGAACUUGCUCGUUCUAGGGCAAGGUGGCGAUGGGUAUGUGAUCUGGAGAUUCGACACUAUCAAGAGUGUGUGGUCGACCACUCCGAAGAUGCAUACGGAUCGAUGCCUUUUUGGCUCGUCUUCUUUCGGCGAAUAUGCCUAUUUUGCUGGAGGUACAAGCCGAGGUACUAUCCUCAAGUCUGUCGAGCGAUACAACUCAGAAACCGACUCGUGGGAAUUGCUUCCUGACAUGAACACCGAAAGGAAGUGUUGCUCGGGAUUUGUAAUGGAUGGAAAGUUCCAUGUAAUUGGUGGCCUACAGCAGAAAGAUAUUAUUCUGCAUUCCGGGGAAGUCUUCGAUCCUGUGACAAAGACCUGGACCCAGAUUGAGGGCAUGUGGCCGCAGUCCUUUGUUCCUAGCACGCAAGUCGCACCACCCUUGGUAGCCGUGCUGAAUAACGAACUUUACGGUAUUAAUAUAAUAGAGAACAUGCUCAUGCAUUACAAUAAGGAACUGAAGCAGUGGCAUUUGCUGGAAAAAGUUCCACACCGAGCCGAAAACACGAAUGGAUGGGGUUUGGGUUUCAAGGCUGUGGGAGAUGAACUGUACGUUAUUGGCGGACGAGGACCAGGUCAGUUCCUGCCUGAAAUUCAUGCCUACAGGCCCUCGGUGGAUGAAGGUGACAAGUGGAGAUUUGUCACGGAGCUUUGGCUGCCGACCAGUGGAUUUAUUUACAACUGUGCAGUCAUGAGUGGGUGAUUAAUUGUGAAGAUUAGACUACUUUGGAAGCAGAAGCCGUCCGUUCUGCAUCAGAUUCAAGUCGGACACUUAAAUCAGGAUGGGGUCAGACACCUGCAGAAACUGCACUGUCUCCUUUUAAAAGCAGAGGAGCCGAUGAUUGGCGUGGGAGGAUGAUUGGUGUCUCACAGAAACCUCCCUGAAAACUAUACAUAUGCGUUCACAUCUUCUUGAGACAAUCAGUCUCUUGACUUUCAAAUACGUCUUUGCUUUCGGAAAUUACAGCUAUUGCACCAGCAGGAAGUGCAAGUGAACAGAACGACGACAGGACAGGAGGAAGGCUCGACAGCAAGCAAAAGAUUCGUGGAGGGCAACUAGCGGAGGAGUUGGCGAGGACCGCUACCGGGCUAUAGAAAUCCUUCCGGGCCCUUAACGUAAAGUAUGGCAACCCUUAAGAUGGGUCAGUCCACAUUCAUUAUAUCUACAGUUAAAUAUUUCUCGUCGCUACGCAUUUUCAAUGACCAUACACCAGGCCAGACCAAAUUGUCGUUUGGAUCCUCGUGAUUGACUGAUGGAUGCAACAGCAGCAGCAACAGCGGUAGCAGCCUAGGUAGAAUGAAAAGGCCUCUUGUGUGUACCAAUACGAUCUUAACCCUGUAAAGUUCAAAUGUAGCCAAAAUUCAUUUUCCUCUUUCCAGGUUGGGAGGCUGACUGACGUAUGCAGCUUUGGAGCUCAGGAGUCACUACUGUUGCCACAGAAAGUAGGAGACUGGCAUACCUGGGAAGGUUCUGGCCUGCUAAAUUCACUGUAUUAAGCUUUUUCUGGGGAACUGUCAAGAGCUGUUUUAGCUAAGCUAGGUUUCGGUCGGUUUCGAGGCUUGCUCGUAGGAUCAUGAGAACAAUUCCUCUGUAUAUUGUAGCACCAACUGUAGCUAGGCUGUGGGCUGGAGGCUGGGCUGGUCAUGAUCAUGAGAUUGACUCUUUGUAUAUUUUUACCAUCAACUGUAGCUAGGCUGUGCGCUGGAGGCUUGGCUGAGUCAUGAUCAUGUGAUCGACUUUCUGUAUAUUUUACCAUGUUACAUCACAAGUCGUCGUACAAUUCA